CAGCGCAAUCGUAAAUCAGAACGAAAAAAAACGCAUAUAAACGCCUCCAAUGAGUAAUCUGUUCAUCACAUAAUCCGAAAAUGUUCGCAAAGGUCAUUUCGAUAUUUGUAUUAUUUGCGCUGUCUGGAUUUUCAGCGCUGUUGUCCUGGAAUAAAGGGACUGGUGCGGAGGCCCACGAUCUCAAUGGAUUGGAGCGUCAUUUCCAAUAUGAGAUUAAACAGUUAAGUGUGCCGGUGGAUCACUUUAGCUUUUCGAACAACUCAACGUUCAACCUUCGUUAUCUUUACAACGACACCUUUGCCGAGAAGAGUAAUCCACAACCGCCGAUCUUCUUCUACACUGGCAACGAAGGCGACAUCGAAUGGUUUGCCCAGAACAGCGGUAUGGUCUGGGAGCAGGCCGCUAGAUUUAAGGCUGUUGUUGUGUUUGCCGAGCACCGCUAUUACGGAAAAUCAAUGCCGUUUGGCAGCAACACGUUCAACUGUACUAAGCCGGAGCAUUUAGCUUACUUCACCGUGGAACAGACAUUGGAAGAUUUUGCCAUGCUGAUAACGUUCCUGCGUGGAGAUCGCCAAAUGCCAGUUGUGGCUUUUGGUGGAUCAUAUGGUGGUAUGCUAGCGGCCUGGUUCCGCAUGAAAUAUCCACAUAUGGUGAUCGGAGCACUAGCCGCCUCUGCACCUAUUUGGCAGUUUACUGAUUUGACGCCCUGCGAUAUCUUCAACAAGAUAACCACAUCGGUUUUCCAGACGGCCUACAAUGCGAACUGCACUACAAAUAUUGGCCGCUCGUGGAAGCUGUUUGAGAAGUUGGCCGGCAGUGAUGCGGGCAAGAAGCAAAUUGCUGAUGCCUUUCAUCUGUGCGAUCCUAUCAAAAGUAGCGAUGAUUUGACAAAGUUCCUAGACUACCUGGAGGAGGUGUACUAUAACUUGGCCAUGGCUAAUUAUCCUUACAAUUCAUCAUUCCUGGCGCCGAUGCCCGCCUAUCCAGUUCGUCAAGUGUGCUUCUAUUUGAAGGAUCUCCAUGAGAAUGAUGCCGAUUUGCUUAAUGCUAUAAGCAGUGCUCUAGCCGUCUACACCAACUACACGGCCAGCGUUAAGUGUCUUGACUACAAGGACGUUAAUAAGGGUUCCAGCGCCGACAGCUUUGGCUGGAAUAUACAAGUCUGCAAUCAGAUGGUUAUGCCUUUUUGUGCCAACAGCAGCGAUACCAUGUUUCGCACCAAGCCAUGGAACUUCAAAGAGACUGUAGAUAAUUGCAUUAAGAACUACGGACUCACGCCCAGACCGUAUGACAUUAUAAUGCGAUAUGGAGGAAAGAAUCUGAACGCAGCCAGCAACAUAAUAUUUAGCAAUGGCCUGCUUGAUCCAUGGAGUGGCGGUGGCGUUUUGCAAGCCCCAAAUGAUCUCAUUCAGGUCAUUAUAAUACCGGAGGGAGCUCAUCAUCUUGACCUGCGUGAAAGCAAUCCCGCUGAUCCGCCUUCAGUGCUCGAUGCACGCGCUAAAGAGGCGAUCAUCAUAGCUAGAUGGAUCGAGCAAUUUUAUUUAAAUAUUCAUUAAAUUGCAAUCAUACAUGCCUGUAAUAAUUAUCAAUCAAAAUUUUAGUUAAAUGUAUAUCUUAUCAAGUGCUUAAAAAACAUCUUUGGUAAAUAAAAUAUAUUUGUUAUCUUUCUUGAAAUAGCA
Messenger RNA from Scaptodrosophila lebanonensis, 1679 nucleotides. Its product is annotated as lysosomal Pro-X carboxypeptidase. Gene Ontology annotation, biological process: proteolysis. Bases 81 to 1556 code for a protein of 491 amino acids. The record is from RefSeq and is a predicted model, not a curated record. Gene Ontology annotation, molecular function: dipeptidyl-peptidase activity; serine-type exopeptidase activity. NCBI's taxonomy places the organism in Eukaryota, Metazoa, Arthropoda, Insecta, Diptera, Drosophilidae. The transcript has a single exon.